Amblyraja radiata (thorny skate) is the source of this 2853-nucleotide messenger RNA. RefSeq names its product heat shock protein family A (Hsp70) member 13 (gene hspa13). NCBI's taxonomy places the organism in Eukaryota, Metazoa, Chordata, Chondrichthyes, Rajiformes, Rajidae. The transcript is spliced from 5 exons. Gene Ontology annotation, molecular function: ATP-dependent protein folding chaperone; ATP binding. Bases 68 to 1417 code for a protein of 449 amino acids. The record is from RefSeq and is a predicted model, not a curated record.
GCAUCGUCAGCGCUUGUGUGUGAGGGAGAAGAAGCGGCGGCGGAGACGGAGACGGUGAGGAGACGCCAUGGCCGCGGCGAUGGCUGUCCUGGGCUCCUCCAUCCUGGCCCUGUUGUUAGCUGGGUACUUGGCACAGCAGUAUCUUCCCCCUCCAAAGCCAAAGGUGAUUGGUGUGGACCUGGGCACCACGUACUGCUCGGUCGGAGUGUUCCAGCCUGGCACUGGGAAGGUGGAAGUGAUUGCCGACCAAGCCGGGCGAAAGACGUUGCCAAGCGUGGUGUCGUUUACUGACCGAGAGAUAUUGGUGGGGUACGGUGCUCAGGAAGUGGGUGACGCCAACCCGCUGAACACUGUGUAUGAUGCCAAGCGCUUUAUAGGGAAGCGUUUCACGCCCGAGCAGCUGAGCGAUGAAAGUAGCCGCUACCAGUUCAAGGUGUUGUAUCAUAAGGGGGAUGCGCAGUUCUCCGUUUCUGUGAAUGAAUCGUUCCACGUCACGCCCGAGUACGUUGGCUCGCUGUUGCUGUUGGAGUUGAAGAAGAUGGCGGAGGACUACCUGGGGAUGCCCGUGAGCAAGGCUGUCAUUUCAGUACCAGCAGAUUUUGACGAGAGGCAGAGAAACCACACAGUGAAAGCAGCUCAGCUCGCAGGGCUGGAUAUCCUUCGGGUCAUUAACGAGCCGACUGCAGCAGCCAUGGCCUACGGACUGCACAAGGUGGACGUAUUCAACGUGCUAGUGGUGGACCUGGGUGGUGGCACCUUGGAUGUCUCCCUGUUGAACAAACAGGGGGGGAUGUUCCUGACCAGAGCAAUGGCAGGGAAUAACCAGCUGGGAGGCCAGGACUUCAACCAGCGGCUGCUGAAGCAUCUGUACAAUCGGAUAUACCAACGGUUUGGGACUCUGCCGUCAAACAAGAGAGACAUACAUCACCUGCGCCAAGCGGUGGAAGCAGCCAAGCUGAACCUGACCCUGUCGGACACGGCACUGAUCAAGGUCCCGAUCUCACUGCCAGACCCCAGGCAGCCCGCUGAGGAGCCAACGGACGGCAAGGGGGGACAAGCUGAUAGCAGCAUCCAGGUCCUGCUGGAAGAAACGGUGAGCAGGGACCUCUUUGAGGAGUUGAACCGAGACCUGUUUGAGAAGAUCCUGGAACCGGUGAGAGAGGUGCUGUCCCGCGGCCACCUGGAUCGCUACGAGGUGGAUGAGAUCGUCCUGGUCGGCGGGUCCACCCGCAUCCCGCGGAUACGACAAGUCAUCCGCGAGUUCUUCGGCAAAGAGCCCAAUACCUCGGUGGACCCCGACCUGGCUGUGGUUAUUGGCGUUGCCAUACAGGCGGGGAUAGUGGGUGGCUCGUGGCCACUGCAGGUCAGUGCCUUGGAAAUCCCCAACAGGCAUCUACGUAAAACGAACUUCAACUAACGGACUCCCUCGCAUUGAACUUGUUUACAAAGGCUCAGAAGUCAACUUAAUUCCGUGGAUCGGAGAUGGAAAACACAACGUAUUGCUAACGCUCUUACCUUCAGUCUUCAGAGUGACCUCCUUAGCUUCCGGCAAAUCAUUUGGGGAGGUCAGUCACUAAUUUUGAAAGCUUUGCUUUAUUAGCUCUCUGGCGUUCUACCUUCCUCUCUGAAGCAGUGGCACUGACUAAUAUGGGAGCCAUGUUGUUUGUUAUUUUGGACAGGUCACCAGAGAAGGACAUCAUUCAUCACAGGUUCUGUUGUUUCUUAGGUACCGUUUUUAAUUUUCACCUCCCUGUUCCACAAUAAAUUUUCUGAGCCAACUCGCCGCAUUCAGUCUCACCAAGCCGAUUAUGGCAAGUCUAUGGUUUUGGGACCACCCUCUUAAGAGUUUCAACUCUUGGUCGAUUUGGCCUACAAGAUAGUCACAAGUACAGGUAGCAGGGGCUGAGUUCCUGGCUCUCUUGACUCUCCUUUGCAAAGGGCAGGAGGUGUCUGUCAGGUGAAGAUGAUAUGUGCUUUACAUUGACACCACUUGCUUAUCUUAAGUUGGCCACGUGGAAUGUAUGGGAGAUGUCACCAAGUUCUUGCCGUUGAAUAACCAGAGUGGACUUUGGGCAAGAUAUUAAUGGUGGAAAAAAUCUUUUGGAUUUCAGGAGAAAAAAAAGUGCCCUCUAAGUAGUCUUACAAUAUGGAUGAUAAAGGAACUGACUUUAUCCUGAAAGGACUGAGCAUUUUCUCCUUCAGAAACUUCAGUUAAAUGUGCGACAGAAAUGAAAUCAGUGCUUUGACCCACGACGUUAGUUUAUUUAAAGUGACUUUUGUUUAUUUAAAUGGUGCCAUAAGGCAGAAAAAAAGUGAACGUAUAAAUUUAUUAAAUAUAUAUUUAUAUGAAAUUUUAUACAUAAAGAGACUUCUUUAUGAACCAGAUCCCUUCUAUCCUUGUUGCAACAUAUGUUAGAUGAAAAUGAUGAAAUGCUUGAUUAAACAUUUUCUUGUCCUGACCCGGGGACUUUCUUCUGGGCAAUUAAACUCUGACUUUUAUUUAAAACUUAAAUCUCAAAAAGGUAAGAGUUACUGGUGUUAGACACAAAUGCUGGAGAAACUCAGCGGGUGAGGCAGCAUCUAUGGAGCGAAGGAAUAGGUGACGUUCCGGGUCGAGACCCUUCUUCAGUUACUGGUGUGGUCAGUGUUAUUAACCCUUGAUAAUCUGGCAAUGAAUUGCUCUCUUAAGCCACUGUGUGGAGCGGGAUGUUCCAAAGUUUUGAUUAAUUCUGUGAAGGAACGGUUGAUUUAUUUACGAGUCUGGAUAGCGUGUGACUCUGAGGGUGGUCUGUGGCGGCACUCCUCUUGUGCCUUGGUGAGUUGCUGCAAUGGUGGCACCCGAAGGAGGCACAU